AAUAAUAAAUAUUUGAAAAUAAAAAUUCUCGAAUUGUGUCACUCAAUUUGUUUAUCUAAAAGCAAAUUGAUAAUCAUGGAAGGCAGUUCGAAAUUUGGUUGUUUUCUGAUAUUUUUUAUUAUUAUUGCUGUUGAGGGUAAUCGAUAUCCAAGAAUAACUGUACCCGAAGGAGAAAUUGAAGGAUAUUACAAAACUGCGCAUAAUGGCAAAACCUUUGCAGCAUUUGAAGGAAUACCAUACGCAAAGCCACCAGUUGGAGAACUUCGAUUUCAGGAACCACAACCUGUGACUGAAUGGCGAGGAAUUUGGAUUGCUAAUCAAACGGUUAAAUGUUUACAACAUUCCCAUUUUGGAUAUGAGACUGUUGGACAAGAAGAUUGCCUGUACUUAAAUAUAUACACUCCAGCAAAAAUAAUUUGGACGGAACCAUUGGAUGUCAUUGUGCAUAUUCAUGGCGGUGCAUUUAUGUUUGGUACUGGCCAUGUUUGGGGCCCAGAAAUAUUACUCGAAAAUCGUGUCAUAUAUAUAACUAUAAAUUAUAGACUAGGACCAUUAGGAUUUUUAAGUACUGAAGAUAGUGUUUGCCCUGGUAAUAACGGGCUUAAAGAUCAAGCAGUGGCACUUAGAUGGAUCAAAGACAAAAUAGCACAUUUUGGUGGAAAUCCAAAUUCGAUAACAUUAACAGGAAUGUCUGCUGGAGGUGCUAGUGUCACUUACCAUUACAUGUCCUCAUGGUCUAAAAAUUUAUUCACCCGUGGAUUUGCACAAAGUGGAUCGGCAUUAAAUCCAUGGGCAUUUUCCGAAAAUAAUCUCGAAAAAGCAAAAAUCCUCGGAAACAGUGUUGGAUGUUAUGAUGACACUACUAAAGAGUUGAUCAACUGUUUGAGAACCAGACCUGCACAAAAUAUUGUGUCAAAUGUCAAAAAAUUUUUAGGAUAUUUAUAUAAUCCAUUUUCACCAUUUGGUCCAACUAUUGAGAAAGGUGGUAACAAUCCAUUUUUAGCUGAAGCACCGUAUAAAUUAAUGAAAGAAGGAAAAAUACAAGAUAUUCCUAUCAUAUUUUCUGUAUCACAAGCUGAAGGUUUAUAUCCAGCUGGUGAAUUUAUUAGCAAUCAACGAUAUUUAUCAGAUAUCAAUAAUAAAUGGUUUUCAUUGGCGCCACAUCUUUUAGACUUUAACUUUACAGUACCAGAACAUAGACGAGAUGAAGUUUCACGAAACAUUAGACGAUAUUACUUAAAGGAUAAAGCAAUUUCAACUGAAAAUUUUGUACCGUUUGUUCAGAUAUUUACAGAUCGUUUAUUUAUUGCAACUAUUGAAGAAACCAUUCGAUUAUUCAUUAAUGCUAUAAAGUCACCUGUAUAUUUCCAAUAUUUUAAUUAUCGUGGUGAAUAUAGUUUUUCCCAAAAAAUUAGUCAUGUUAAUGCUAAUUUGGGUGUGAGUCAUUGUGAUGAUAGUAUGUAUGUUUUACCAUUCACUUACACUCCACCUUUAAAAUCCAAAGAUUCUCAAAAAAUGACGGAAAUUAUGACACAUUUAUGGUUAACAUUUGCCAAAACUAGUGUUCCAAAAAUAGCUGGUGUUGAUUAUAGACCUGUUAAGAUUCAAAAUGGGAAUUUUAAUUAUUUAGAUAUUGAACAUCCAAAUAAGAUAUCAAUGAAGAGUAGUAAAUCGUUAUCGAAUUUCGAAUUUUGGAAUUCGGUACCUUUCAAAGAGAAUAACAACUUAAAUUUAAUAUUACUUUAAAAAUUUUAAACCUGUAAUUUAAAAAUAAAA
Messenger RNA from Chrysoperla carnea, 1776 nucleotides. RefSeq names its product venom carboxylesterase-6-like. The transcript is spliced from 6 exons. The record is from RefSeq and is a predicted model, not a curated record. NCBI's taxonomy places the organism in Eukaryota, Metazoa, Arthropoda, Insecta, Neuroptera, Chrysopidae. Bases 76 to 1746 code for a protein of 556 amino acids.